Molecule: messenger RNA, 2835 nt
Organism: Trypanosoma theileri
Lineage: Eukaryota; Euglenozoa; Kinetoplastea; Trypanosomatida; Trypanosomatidae
Exons: 1
Coding region: 1-2835 (944 amino acids)
Biological process (GO): protein dephosphorylation
Molecular function (GO): protein serine/threonine phosphatase activity
Source: RefSeq, a predicted model, not a curated record
AUGCAAACACCACCAUCAUUUCUCAGUAAUCUCUCUACACCGUCUGCUGCAGAGGGAUUGAAAUCCCCUAUUUCCCUAACCACCACAACAAAACAACAGCAUCAACAACAGGAAGAAGAAUUAGAGGAACAAAGGUUAAGAAACUCACCGCAAUUUAUUACAUGUUCAGAUGAAAACGCAAUGCCUACAUUAUCGAAUAUGUAUAGUAGAAAUACUUCUUCACCCUUUGUCACCACCUCACGUGGAUCUCGUCGAUCUAAACAUCAAAAAACCCGUAUUGGUAUUAGUAAUAGUUCCUUUGAUGAUAUGUUGAGUUUUGCCACUCCUCUCUCUCCAGCUCCACCGCAUUGUGGCUUUGAUGUGUUUACAAGUCCCUUUGGUCCUUGUGAACAUAUUCCCGGUCCGCAUCAGUCUUUUAAUGAAGUUAAUACAUCUCACUGUGCUUUGCGAAAUACCAGUUACAAUAACAGUUUCAUCAAUAGUAAUAAUAUCAGUCAUGUAAAUGAUCUCGGUAGUGGUGGGAUAAAUAUGAAAUCAGGAGAAGACUCUGUGGAAGUAUCAUGUCCAUUAGCCAAUGACAGUCAUUUAUACUCUAAAAAAGAAGAAGGUGUUGGUUCUGUUUCUCAGAGUGUAGGAUCAGAGUAUCAGGGAGCUAUACAUAAAUGUAAUACUUCUCUUUUUAAAAGUUUUGGGAAAUCAUUAGGGUUAAUAUCAUCAUUAUCUCAUCGUAUUUCACAUGUGAUGACAACAGUGGCUCACACCACCGUAGGAGGACAACGUAACUCACAAGAAGACGCGGUGUGUAUUCAUGAACGAGUACCAUUUCCAACAGAGUGUUCAUUAUCACAGAAAGAGAAAGAUCAUCAUCAUCAUCAUCAUCAUACUAAUAGUGGAAAGGUCCAUUUAUAUAAUAUGUAUGGUGUGUUUGAUGGACAUAAUGGGGAUCGGUUAUCUAAUUUAGCUUCAUUAUAUUAUCUUGAGCAUUUUAAUGAGGCUCUUACCCGAUCUGCAUGGCAAUAUCCUUCUAUAGAUAAUGCUGAAGAAGGAUACACAUCCGAAUCUGCCACCAUAUUCAAUAGAAGAGAAGAAGGUGGUACUAGUUCAGUUACGAAUACCAAUAGUAAUAGUGGGAUGAAAGUUAGUGGUAAAAGUGUAGGGGAAUUGCCUAUUACAGAAGAAACUAUUCUUCCUCCACAACGGUUUGUAAGUAAUGCACUUGUACAAUCUCUUAUUCACUUGGAUCGUACAUUAUAUGAUACUGCGCGUGAGACUCAAAAACGAUGUGUAGGCACUACGGCUGGUAUUGUUGCCUGUUAUGAAGGUACUUCUCCCACUCAGAGUGGUUGUAUUCCUUCUUAUAUCUCUAUUGCCAAUCUUGGGGAUAGUCGUGCGGUGUUGGCUCGUACUUCUGAUGGAUCUGUGUUGAUAAGUACAUUAGAUCAUCGUAUUGCCACACAUCCAUGGGAGAAAACACGUGUGGCUCAGUGUGGAGGUUGUAUUGAGUGUGAUCGCGUAGAUGGAGCAUUGCAGGUAACACGAUCACUUGGGGAUUAUAUUUAUAAAUUACCACCAGAGCAGUGGGUCUCACAGGCAGAGAUAGAGGAGAAGAAAAAGAAGAAGGAGGAUUCCCGUAGUGAAAUGAUGUCUAGUGCUUUUGGUUCUUCAAUGUUGGAGUGGAUGAAUACGACAGUACCCCAAGUAGAUAUUACAGUACCACUAUGUGAGGAUAAUCUUAUGAAAAGUAAUGAGGAUUUAACAGAUCAUCUAUCUCCUGUAUUUCAAUCAUUUUCACAGAUUGGUGUUACUACAGCUACUACUACAUCCAAUAGUAAUAAUAAUAAUAAUAAUAAUGAUAAUGAUAGUGAUUCUUGUGGUAAAAGGUUGAGAUAUUGUUCCAUCUCUGCAACUCCACAUCGAGAUUCUGUAGCUCCACUUAUUCAACUAGAAGAUUCAGAAGCUGAACCCUGUUUAACAAGUAAUAUCGUUAGCAACAUUGCAGAUGUAUACGAGGCUGAAUUGAAAGGUGAUGAGUUUCUUGUUUUAGCAACCGAUGGACUGUGGGAUCAUAUGAGCACAGAGGAGGUUGUGGACUUUGUACGUACCCGUCUUCUUCACUCUGGGAUUCUGAGUGGAAAUCGCCCUUUACAAUCACAACAACAACAACAACAACAAGAAAAAGAGAAGGAAGAAGAAGAGAAGGAAGAAGAAGAAGAAGAAGAAGAAAACGAAAACGAAAAAGAACAAGAACAAAUGGAUGAGAGUGUGGAGUUGUUAGUUCUCUCUACAGGGUGUUCACAGCAGUUACCGGCCUUUACCUAUUGUGAUACCCUAAAGGCCCCACAGGAUGGGAGACAAACACCUCCACCUCCAACCCCACCGCCACUACCACCGCCGCUCUUAUCAAUUUCUUCUUCACACGAUUGCCCGCAUUUCUCUUCUUCGGCGUUAUUACAUGUGAGGUAUAAUGGAUCAGAUGAUGUUGGAGGAGAAAGUCAAGGGACCGAUAGGCGUUUUUCCACUCCACCACCCCAGUGUAUGCUGAGUAGAAGAGAGGAUCGAAUGAAUUUGAAUAGUUUUAGAUUUGCAAUGAAUGAAAAUAAUAAUAAUAAUAAUAAUAAUAAUAAUAGUGAUGCGCAUAAAAUGUCUCCAGGGACACCUACAAAUAGUGAGGCAUCUACACAAUAUUGCGGGAAUUCACUUCGGCAUGUUUUGCAGGAAAUUGCGAAUAGUCUAGCUGAUCACGUUGUACAUGAUUUACAUAGUGGAGAUAAUGUAACGAUAGUACUGCUCGUAUUUCAUUCUAGUGAUGAGUAUCAAGGGGGAAGUAUCAGAUAA